This is a messenger RNA of Aspergillus calidoustus, 1211 nucleotides long. NCBI's taxonomy places the organism in Eukaryota, Fungi, Ascomycota, Eurotiomycetes, Eurotiales, Aspergillaceae. The record is from the annotation of a GenBank genome assembly.
CUGCUUUCCUGCAUCGCAUGAUGACCCAGUGGACAUUUACACCCGCCGGUCCCGGAGCGACACGCAACACGGCCUCGUGGCUCAUCGGACACCCAGAGGAUCUGGAAAAUGCCUACCAAAUCGACGUCUCGUGGCCGCUGACCUGGUCGGACCGAGCCCGAGAAAACUCUGGCGCAAACGUCCUGUACCUCGUCGACGGUAACGCCCUCUUUCUAACAGCGACCGAGACCCUCCGUCGACGACAAUCCCACCGACCACACGAGACCGGGACGGUGGUUACUGCAAUUGGAUACCCGCUAACAACCUCAGUCUUCAGCCCACGCCGCAGUUACGACCUCACGCCUCCCUGUGAAACCUACACACCACCCGAUGGACCUGACGGAAGACCCAAAAUCGAAGAGCACGGGGGCGCAGAUAUAUUCCUCUCGUUCAUAACAGAGGUCGUGCGGCCCUUUAUUUCCAUGACAGUCUUCCCGCAUGUGUCCUUUGCGCGCACGGCGCUCUUCGGGCAUUCGUAUGGCGGUCUCUUUGUCCUGCAUGCACUAUUCAGGCGGUCCGCGUCGUUUGACGUGUAUCUCGCAGCGAGCCCGUCGAUCUGGUGGAAUAACGGGCUCGUCCUCGGCGAGGCUGCGAGAUUCUGCGCCGACAGCGAUCCACCCUCCACUGCCGGCCCUGGGACAGCAGCCAACUCAUCCCCAAUCCUCCGCCUAUCCUUCGGAUCCCUCGAGGAAUCCCCCGUGCGGCAACCAGGCGAAUCAGACGAGCGAUUCGAGUUGCGAAGACGGGGGGCUGCACGGCGGCGGAUGAAGGGGAACUGUACCCAGCUUUACUCGCGGCUUUUGCAGAGUGGGCGCUUGCGAAAGGUUGAGAUGCGGGAGUACCCAGAUGAGGAUCACGGCAGUGUCAUUGCGCCGGCGCUUAGUGGGGGUGUUGGGUUUUUCAGUGGGAUUCGUGGUUAUGGGGACUCGUGACUUUGAUAGAAGAGCUCAGUGAGUCUAGAGGUCUGGCAAAGAAGGAGAACAAGGCGCAUCAAAAGCACUCGAGCUGGGGCCGGUGAUAAUCACGGCUCUUCACGGUCUGAACCGUGAAGAGCAGCGGCAUCAUCCAGUCGAUGGUUUGAAGAUGGGCUCACAUCUGAAUGACAGUUAGCUAGCCUCAACAGGAUAUCUGCUAUCACCACAAUUUGACCAUUUCGAGUUUUAACCGUGAAU